Messenger RNA from Coniophora puteana RWD-64-598 SS2, 1068 nucleotides. RefSeq names its product Cupredoxin. The record is from RefSeq and is a predicted model, not a curated record. NCBI's taxonomy places the organism in Eukaryota, Fungi, Basidiomycota, Agaricomycetes, Boletales, Coniophoraceae. The coding region runs from base 1 to 1068 and encodes 355 amino acids. The transcript has 5 exons.
AUGUUCGGCUCAUUCACUUUCGCAACUGCGUUGCCUCUGCUCGCUGCCUCUUUCGUGAGCGCCGCCCAGUUCAAUGUCACUGUUGGCGGUGGACCUCUUCAGUUCAACCCUUCGUCGGUGAACGCAAAUCCAGGAGACACGAUCUUCUUCACCUUCAAGCAGGCGAACCACACGGUUACGCAGUCUACCCUUGCUAACCCAUAUAUUCGCAGCAUGCCCGUUGCGGCUGACCUCACCGAUGGCCCCUUCCCAGCUGCGCAGUUCACCGUGCAGAAUACUAGUCCAGUGUGGGCGUUCUGCCAGCAGACUGGUCACUGUGCGAAGGGCAUGGUGUUCGCCGUCAACCCCGGCGACAAGAUGGCCGCCUUCCAGGCUGCAGCUAUGGCCACCAACGGCUCUACGUCUGGGAGCACGGCAACCGCUGCCACUGGCAUGACCAUCACAUCCGCCUCUGGUUCUGGUGCAACCGCCACUGCUAGCGCCAGCUCCCCCACGUCUUCGAGUACUGGCAUGACUCAGGAUCACCAGGUCCAGGUCGGCGCCGGUGGUCUCACCUACACGCCCUCCAACAUCACCGCUCAGCCUGGCGACACCAUCACGUUCAAGUUCAUGGCAAAGAACCACACGGCUACGCAGUCGACGUUCGCUGAUCCCUGCAAGAAGCUCGACAACACGACCACUAACCAGCUUGGCUUCGAUUCUGGAUUCAUGCCCGUGGCCAACGGAACGACCACCUUCCCUACCUACACUGUCCAGGUCAACGACACCAAACCCAUUUGGGUAUACUGCCGUCAGACUGGUCACUGCGGCAUGGGCAUGGUGUUCUCCGUCAACGCCGUCGAGUCCAGCGCCAACAACUUCGAGGCCUUCCAGGCGCUCGCGAUGCAGCUUAACGGCACUGGCUCGUCCACUACAGGAGGUGCUUCAGGCGCUGGAGGCGCCGCGACUGGUACCACCGGUGGCGCAUCACCGACUUCGACAACAAACAGCGCCGGCAGCUUCAAGGCUAACGGCCGCGCUGGCUUCAUGCUCGCCCUGGUCGGCGUUGCAGUCGGACUCGUUCUCUGA